Drosophila serrata is the source of this 4622-nucleotide messenger RNA. It is a transcript of the gene lgs, whose product is annotated as BCL9 domain-containing protein legless. Lineage: Eukaryota; Metazoa; Arthropoda; Insecta; Diptera; Drosophilidae. The record is from RefSeq and is a predicted model, not a curated record.
AUUAAAAACUAGCAUAGUUAAAUGGAGACAGUGUUAACAGUGUGAGCAUAUUUCCAUACAUAAGUAUGUGUAUGCGCUUGACAAGCAUUUAUAUCAAUAUCAACAUACAUUAGAUAGGAGACCCGGAUAUUCAACUGAUAUGGCCUUUUUUAUCGCUAUAAAGAAUUGAGGAAACGUCGUUAUCAACACCAAAAAUGCCCCGCAGUCCAUCAGCUCCAACACAGACGCAAGUUUCAAGCGCCUCAGAUGCAUCAACAACAGGUGCACCCACCUCUGUUGCGAGUAGGAACUCUCCAAAGUCAGUUAAGAGCGAGCCCCCUUUCUCCACAUUGUCACCAGAUCAAAUCAAAAUAGAGGAUGAGAAAAAUGGUCUAUUAAAUAAUGAUAACAAAAGCAUUGCCAAUCCAUCAGGAAGCAGCAGCUCGGGCGGGGGUGGAAAUAAUAAUUUAUCUGCCGAAGGACAGCCAUCCUCAGUUAACGCCGUUACUCCCAUAUUAAGGCAAAACUCUACAAGCAGCCUCAACUCUCCAAACAACAUGAGCGAACAUUCAAAUAGCAGCACUCUUUCUGCUGCGCUUAACAGCUCUCAAAUGGUCGAAAGUGACCUUGGUAAAGGCAAGCAGGAAGAGAAGAAGGUGCAUGUAAAAGAGGAAGAUGGAGAAAUGGGAUCUAGUAAGGCGAAAGCAACAUCAGCCGUUGCCAUUAAGGAGGAGCCUAACGCCGAUGUCUUAAGCAGUUUGGUGAAUAUGAAAAAGGAAGAAAGAGAUAACUCUCCAAACAUGUCGCCUUUGGGCUUCGGCUCCAUUGGUGGUAAUAUCCAGGACACUGGCGCCAAGACUGUUAAAACUGAAAUGAAUACAACCAGCGGCUCAGAAAAGGCAUCUUCGUCCUCAUUGGCCAUAAAUAACAAUGACGAAAUGGGCAUAGAAAGUUCCAAUUGCAAUAAUCAAAUGAACCCUGAUCUGAACAAUGAAUCUUUGAGUAAUACGCCAAUUUCAAGCAUACUCGCUUUAGGAUCUGGUGUGGGAGUGGGGCCAGGACCAGGAUCUGGCACUGUACCGGGAGGAGUACCAGGUAACAUGACUGCCAACACUUCGAGUGGUGGUAGCAACAACUGCUUGGAUUACAUGCAGCAACAGAAUCACAUCUUUGUAUUUUCCACACAAUUGGCCAACAAAGGUGCCGAAUCGGUUUUAAGCGGGCAAUUUCAAACAAUUAUCGCCUAUCACUGCACCCAGCCGGCCACCAAAAACUUUCUCGAGGAUUUUUUUAUGAAAAACCCCUUGAAAAUGAACAAGUUACAGCAGAGACAUACGUCUUUGGGUAUGCCAUGGAUAGGCAUGGGACCGGGACCGGGAUCAGCAGUUCCCCCUUCCAAGCAGUCACAAAAACCAGCUGGCAAUCUCCUAAAAAAUCAAUAUAAUCCGGGUGAUAAUAAGCGCAACGCCUUUAUCGAUCAUCCGGAUCCCCUGCCAUCAAAUGAAAGCGAUUUAAUGUGUUGGGAGAGUGGUUGUUCCGCACCAAAUGCACGAAGCAGUAAUAUCGAUGUUACCAGCGAAUCACAGGCCAUUAAGAUAUUGGAAGCCGCAGGCGUGGAUUUAGGACAGAGCUCCUCAUCAAAGACUGGUAACAUCAACGAUCCGAGUCAUGAAAAUAACAUUAUAUCGCUGCAAGGAGUCAAGGUUCCGGAUGAGAAUCUAACGCCGCAACAACGUCAGCACAGAGAGGAGCAGUUGGCCAAGAUUAAAAAAAUGAAUCAAUUUUUAUUCCCCGAGAAUGAGAAUACCAUGGGUGGUGGAACGAAGAUGCCCAACGAACUAAUAAUGGGCAUUCCAGGUGCAGCAGGAGGAGCAACUGGUGCAGCAGGUGGUUCCAUCAUAAAUUCUCAAAUGCGACAAUUGAAACCAGAGCACCACAUCAUGACCACGGAAGAUGUCUUAUUGCCUGGUGAUGUUAUUUCCGAUAUGGGAUCUGUAAUAGGCUGCGGGGAAAAAAGCAACCUGCCAUGUGGAGGACCAGGAUCAGGGUCAGGAUCAGGCGUGGAAGCAGUGAGAGGAAUGGUGAACUCAAACGAGCUAAUGGCCUCGUUUGGCAAUGAUAUAUCAAAGGAUCUACUUUCGAACCAGGAACAAAGUUUAACGCAACCGCAUCCUCAUCAACCAGGCGGUGGAGCAGGAAUUGCUCAUAUGGAAUGGCCUAAGAUACAACAGCAGUUUUUCGAAGAUCGUUUAAAGAGUGGGAAAGGUAGACCAGUGACUGGAGGAGCAGGAGGACAGCAGCUGCAGCAACCUUCUAAUCCUAUCGGCCAGCGCUCCUUGCAGGGACCACCGCCGCCAUAUCAUUCCACACAAAGAUCGGCCUCCGUGCCGAUAGCCACACAACAAUCGCCAAAUCCUUCGAGCCCGAAUAACUUAUCCCUGCCCUCGCCGCGCACAACAAUAGCGGGAAGUGCAGGAGCAACUGUCAUAGGCUUGUCAACGAACUCGCCAAAUGUGGAAGGCACAACGUUGGGAUCAGGACCGACUGCGCAGACAGUUGUGACAUCUUCUGGAUCGCAACAAGUAGGUGUUGUAGGGGGAGUCCUUUCGACAUCCAAGAACUGUUUUCAAUCGGACGCCCAAGAAUCACCGCCGAAUCAAAACCCGGCAAAUCGCAGCCGAAAUAAUUUAAAUAGCAAUCCGAGCACACCGCUGUCUCAUUUGUCUCCCAAGGAAUUGGAUACAUUUGCCCAGUCAUCAUCUGCAGGUGAUAACAUUAAAAGUCGACGACCCAGCCCAAGCCAAGGUGGUCCACCAAGGUCUCCGCCGGGAAACAGCCUAAUUGAAUCCAAUAUGGAGGUCCGCUUUCCUUCCUCAUCUAGUCCUGGUGUGAUCUUCAAUCCUCAUCCUCCACAUUCUCAUCCCCAUCCGCAUAUGCAAAGCAAUGCCAAUUCAGCAUUAAAUGCUGCCUACAAAGUAAACACACCGAAUAUACAAUUAGAGCGUCAAAUUUCUGGAGGAUCUGUUCAGUUCGCUCGCCGUUCAGACAACAUACCCCUAAAUCCCAAUAGUGGCGGCACUCUUCGUCCGUCGCCGCAAAACAAAAUGUUGUCCCAGAGCUUUGAUCCCAUCUCUUCGCUGGCUCAGAUGUCUCAACAGCUAACGAGCUGUGUGAGCAGCAUGGGAGGCAGUCCCAGUGGCGGUGCUUCUUCCGCUGGUAUGAAUAUGAACAUCCCGGAUAUGAACAUGGAGCAUGCGUUGCUAGCAGGCCUGGAUACUGCCUCUAGCUUGGAUGCACUUAAUCAGACCAAUAGCUGUCAUCCCAUUAAUCCGGCAAUGAUGAAUUCGAUGGGUCAGCAGCGCCUGAUAAAUGCUAAAAUGUGUGGCCCCGGUCCAAAUUUUAAUCCAAAUUCACCCAAUGGCCUUGGUUCUGGUCCGAUGCCUGUGCCUGGCCCCGGACCCUCACCAGCUAACUUUCAAGGCCAAGGUGGUGCUCCACCCGGUGCCCGUUUAAUGGGCCGAAUGCCUCUGAAUUUCGGUUCAAAUUUUAAUCCAAAUAUUCAGGUAAAGGCCAGCACACCGAACACCAUACAGUAUAUGCCAGUGAGACCGCAAAAUGUUAAUAAUAAUAACACUAAUAACAAUAAUGGAGGAGGAGGAGUAGGAACUGGAGGAGGAGCUGGCAAUGUACGAAUGCCGCCUAGCCUGGAGUUUCUUCAUAGAUAUGCCAACCCACAAAUGGCUGGAGGAGGAGCUGCUGGCAACGGUGCUUCGAUUGAUGGUGGGCCGGGAAUUAUGCCAGGUAUGCCAGGGAUGAUGGUGGGUCCUCCUGGGGCCGGUUCCAUGCUUAUGGCUUCACCCACCGAACAGCAGCAGAAGAUGGCCAACAAUCCUGGCAACAACUAUUUUCAAAACUGCAAUCAACAGCUUGCUAUUAUCGAGGAGGAUGGCGGAGGUGGAGGACUUGAUCCUGGCAUGAUCAUUGGCCAUCAGCCUUCCAUGAUACGGGGCAUGCGUCCCCAUAACAGCAACAUGUUGCGUCCCCAUGUUAUGGGUCCACGACUACAGCAGCCUGUUGUUAACAGGCAGCUACCGUUUACAGGGCACGGAGCUGAUCUGGAUUGCAGUAGUGCAGGGGAUCCCACAGCCUUCUUUAACAGUGCCAACGGGCCAACAGCUGCCUUAUUGACAGCCUCGCAACAGCAGCAACAGCAGCAGCAGCAACAGUCUCAGCAGCAGCAGCAGCAGCAGCAGCAGUCUAAGUCUCAGCUUCUAAAGACCAUAAUGCCAGCGGGAAUGUGCCAGAGCCAGGCGGGAGGAGUUGGGCAGAUGCAUCAGCUACAGGGACAAGGGCUGGGACCGGGACCGGGACCUGGAUCCAAUAAUAAUAACAUAAACGUACCGUCUAACGGUGGAGUAGUUUCCAAUGUUAAUUUCGUGGGACCAUCUUCAAACGAUCUGAAGUACGCGCAGCAAUAUCACAGCUUCCAGCAGCAGCUUUAUGCCACCAAUACAAGGAGCCAACAGCAGCAGCAACAGCAGCAGCAGAUACAGCAGCAGCAAGGAAAUAUGCUAACAAUGCCUCCAAAUUUAUCACCAAAUCCAGCAUUUUUUGCUACUAAAUAAAGUUAAUAGAGCAGAGAA